Messenger RNA from Trypanosoma conorhini, 306 nucleotides. RefSeq lists its product as uncharacterized. The transcript has a single exon. The annotation marks the transcript as partial. NCBI's taxonomy places the organism in Eukaryota, Euglenozoa, Kinetoplastea, Trypanosomatida, Trypanosomatidae. The record is from RefSeq and is a predicted model, not a curated record.
AUGUCUCACGCUCGCUCACACUCUCACAAACAAAUGAUCUGGAAAGACGCCUUGCUGCCAACGAGGCUGUCGUCGGAAACUGGCCCGGCGGCACUCAUUGGGGCCCCGCAGCCACCAGACUACUCUUCCGCGGGGAGUGCGUUGGCGGAAGGACAAAACACAAAGGCUCCGCUCGCCACCAUCCAAGGCUAUGCGGCUGGAAACAAGAAUAGAGCCAUCGCCGGAAAAGCGGUAGAGCCAGAGGAGACCAUCACUCAUUUUAUUUGGCCACUUGGGGGUGGCUACUUUUUUUUUCUUUCACUACUA